AACACCCAUAAUUCAACGAGAGGAGUGGUCAUUAAUUGUUAUUGCGGAGACCAUAGUAGGAAACCAUACAUGUUGUUUUGGGGCAAUUAGAUGAAAGAAAUCCAUAUUUAUGAUAUGAUGAAGUUUGAAAACGGUUCAAAUUUGAACAUUAAAAUUGUUGAUUGUGAAGACUUCGUCUAGCGCGCUGAAGGAAUGCUCAGUAAUGCUCUGAUUUUCAGUAACACACUCCAAGCAAAGCCAUUUUCACUGCAAAUGUCCCUGUCUAUUACAGCAAGUAAGCUUGUUUGUUAGUAAGGAAAAACUUGGUUCCAGAUUCUGAGUAAGGGAUCUACAUGUCCCCUGUCUUGUGGGUCUUUUUCCUCGUUCUCAGUGUGAUCUAAACUUUUGAAUGUUUAGUUAUAGGUGUUAGACAAACUGUCCUGUGCAUUGUGAACUGGCAAAAUCAACAUUUGGUGACAGAUAAAGCUUGAGGUCACAGAGACCAUUGAAAAGGUUUCUGUGACCUACACUGUCAAUAAAUACUUUAAUGUCAAACUGUCACACAACCUCAGUGUCCUGAUCUGACAGGACACACAUAUUGAAUCGCCUUGUCCCACAAAUACAACUCAUCUUGUGAAGUUGCCAAAAAGGUUUAUCAAAUCAUCAACCUGAGUAAAAUAAAAAAAAUAACAUAACACGCCCCUGAAGCUUUUAAGUGGCUGUUGAAAAGAUAGGAAGCUGUCAUUGGUGGUCAUCUGGCCUCAGAGGGGGAGUUUUUAAAACAUCAAGCCUAGUCGUAUAAAUGUGGCAGCACACAUAAGUUGUAGUCUUGGGGACGUCCAGGUCAAACUGCUGAAACCAUGGCAAAGCACCGGAGUGUCUCCGCUUUAGUGGCACUAGCACUGCUAUGGUGCUUAGUUGGGACAGAAGUAGAAGCUCAGGACUCAUGGCAGAAGCCUGCAGCACCAUCAAUGUCAAAGGGCGCUCCACCUCGUCAGGCACCACAGGUCCUUCCACGUCCUCAAGUGCCACAGGCUCUUCCAUAUCCUGAAGCGCCACAGGUCCUUCCACGUCCUCAAUGGCCACAGGCUCUUCCAUAUCCUGAAGCACCUCAGGUCCUUCCACGUCCUCAAGUGCCACAGGCUCUUCCAUAUCCUGAAGCACCACAGGUCCUUCCACGUCCUCAAGCGCCAAAGGUUCUUCCACGUCCUCAAGUGCCACAGGCUCUUCCACGUCCUCAAGUGCCACAGGCUCUUCCAUAUCCUGAAGCACCUCAGGUCCUUCCACGUCCUCAAUGGCCACAGGCUCUUCCAUAUCCUGAAGCACCUCAGGUCCUUCCACGUCCUCAAGCGCCACAGGUCCUUCCACGUCCUCAAGCGCCACAGGUCCUUCCACGUCCUCAAGUGCCACAGGCUCUUCCACGUCCUCAAGCGCCACAGGUCCUUCCACGUCCUCAAGUGCCACAGGCUCUUCCACAUCCUCAAGCGCCACAGGUCCUUCCACGUCCUCAAGUGCCACAGGCUCUUCCAUAUCCUCAAGCGCCACAGGUCCUUCCACGUCCUCAAGUGCCUCAGGUCCUUCCACAUCCUCAAGUGCCACAUGCUCUUCCAUAUCCUCAAUCACCACAGGUCCUUUCACGUCCUCAAGCGCCUCAGCAGUCUUCUUUCCGGAGUUGUGAGGUGAUAGAGAGGCAGAAGAUCCCAUGUGGAGGUUCUGAUAUCUCCGCUGCUGCAUGUGAAGCGAUCAGCUGCUGCUUCGAUGGCCAACGGUGCUACUUUGGAAAAGCAGUGACCGUCCAGUGCACCAAGGAUGGCCAGUUCAUCGUGGUCGUGGCCAGAGACGCCACUCUGCCCAACAUCGACCUGGAGUCCAUCGUCCUGAUGGGACAAGGUGACGGCUGCACACAUGUUGACUCUAACUCAGACUUUGCCAUCUACAACUUCCCUGUCACUGCCUGUGGCUCCGUUGUUAUGGAGGAGCCUGGUGUUAUAAUCUAUGAGAACAGGAUGACCUGCUCAUAUGAAGUGGGAGUUGGGCCUCUUGGAAUCAUCACCAGGGACAGCCAGUAUCAGUUACUCUUCCAGUGUCGGUACUUCGGCACUUCUGUUGAAACUGUGGUAGUAGAAGUAUUAUCGUUAUCAGAUUCUCCUCCGAUCGCUGCUCUGGGACCCAUCAGAGUUCACCUGAGGUUGGCUAACGGACAAUGCAACACAAAGGGUUGUAAUGAAGUGGAUGCGGCCUACAGCUCUUUCUAUACGGAGGCUGACUAUCCUGUGAGCAAAGUGCUGAGGGACCCCGUCUACGUGGAGGUUCAACUUUCUGGCAAGACGGAUCCCAACCUCGUCCUGACUCUCGGUCGCUGUUGGACAACCACGAGCCCCAACCCUCACAGUCUGCCCCAGUGGGACAUCCUGACCGACGGGUGUCCAUACAGGGACGACCGCUACCUGUCCUCACUGGUUACGAUCGGUUCCUCCUCUGGUCUGGACUUCCCGGGUCACUGCAGGCGUUUCCUCUUCAAAAUGUUUACCUUUGUGGACCCCAGUUCGAUGGGACACCAGAGUCAACAGGUGUACAUUCACUGCAGUACGGCCGUGUGCUCGGCUGCAGCGGGACAAUCCUGUGAACCGUCGUGUCUCAGAAGAAGAAAGAGAGACGCGAAGGCUGCAGACCAGAAGGCUGAGCCGAGGGUUGUGGCCUCCGUUGGACCGGUGAUCAUGAGCCCUGAGCAGUAAAACAGCGACAGUACCGAGCUCCAGAGAACAUAUUAGCUUUAAAGGUUUAUUAUGUACACCUUAAUAAUCUCGUACAAUACAAUAUACCCUUAAUAAAUCAUAUUUAAAGCUUAUUAAGUUUAGUCUUUCUUACACUGUCAGUGAGGUGAAGAUUUAACUGGUAUCGGUUGUAUUUAGUGGUGAAGUUGUAUUUUCAUACAUUUAAAUGUUUCUACUGUUACAUAAAGGAGGCGAGCAGAAUAAUAUUAGAAACAUUUCUCACUAUAAUUCAAUUCAGCACAAUAAUACAGCAUCAAAAUAACCAUGUAGUUAAAUCAACUACUGUCUGACACAAAAAAAAUUAAUUUGAAAUGCAUUUGAAGCUUCACAAAGACGGCAUGUAUCGUAUAAUACUGGACUGGAGGAUCUUAUUACUGGUAUAUUAUUUCUUAUCUGGAAUCAGUGACACUCUAAUAAACAUGGACUGUUGGUUUUAAUACUGAA
Sebastes umbrosus (honeycomb rockfish) is the source of this 3197-nucleotide messenger RNA. Its product is annotated as zona pellucida sperm-binding protein 4-like. Gene Ontology annotation, molecular function: acrosin binding; structural constituent of egg coat. NCBI's taxonomy places the organism in Eukaryota, Metazoa, Chordata, Actinopteri, Perciformes, Sebastidae. The transcript has 9 exons. Gene Ontology annotation, cellular component: egg coat. The coding region runs from base 840 to 2714 and encodes 624 amino acids. Gene Ontology annotation, biological process: binding of sperm to zona pellucida; prevention of polyspermy. The record is from RefSeq and is a predicted model, not a curated record.